UUUGACAAUUUUCUAUUGUGUUUUGUGCAGGUGUUCUCUUACAUUACAUACAUAAAAUUAUGAUUUCAUAGAAUAUUCUUAUGGUUAAACGCCAAGUCUACUUAAAAUGUUUAUAGAAGAUAUUAGAAAUGAUUUUUAUAACGUUCUUCUGGGAAACAGAGUGCUUCUGCUAGUUCAUUACGAUGUUGACGCAGUUUGCGCCUGUAAGAUAUUGCAAGAUUUGUUCAAGUGCGAUAAUAUUUCCUAUACAUUAGUCCCCGUGGGGGGUAUAUCGGAUCUUAAGACUGCCUAUGACGAAAACAAUGAGGAAAUAAAAUAUGUAGUGCUGGUGAACUGUGGUGGAACCAUAGACCUGGUGGAUAUACUUCAGCCAGAAGAAGAUGUCGUUUUCUUUGUUCUUGAUUCACAUAAACCAACAGAUAUUUGCAAUGUUUAUAGUGACGGACAGGUGAGACUCAUCUAUAAGGAUGAUGAAGAAAACAUUCCAAACUUUGAUGAUAUAUUUAGAGAUGAUGAAGAGGAUGAAGCUGAAUUUGAGUCAGAAGGUCGAGAAGGUAUUGAAGCUGUGGUAGAGCGGCGUCGCGCUCGGAAGGCUUGGGAAGAGAGGCGGCAUACACUCAUGUUUAACUACACACAGUUCUCUUAUUAUGGCAAACCAAGCGCAUGCGUAGCCUUAGAGAUAGCGGCACGUGCGUCGCGCUGCACAGCGGCGACACUGUGGAGCGCAGCCGUGGCUGCGGCGGCGCACGAGGCGUUGCACUACCGCUCGCCCGCUCGCUGUCUGCUGGACGCGGAGCCGCUGCAUCGCUACGUGGCGGCCGCUCAGAGACACGCCGCUGACGACGACGCACAUCGUGUGGCACGUGUGAUAGUGGAGAAGGACGCGUGGUUGCCGCUGUAUCGCUGGUGGUCGUUGGAGGCCGCGCUGAGUCACGCGGGCGCGCUAGCGCCGCACCUGCGCUUGCACGCACGCUCGGGAGCCGUGCGUCUGCGUCAGCUUCUGGCCGACAUGGGAUUUCCAUUGCAACAGGCUCGUCAAGCAUACCGAUCUAUGGAUGUAGAGCUCCGGAGAUCUCUCCUCACAGCGCUAGAGUCGGCGGCUCCCAAGCACAAGCUGCCGGUACCGACGCGCGCCACGUUCCUGCUGCAGCGCCCCCACGCGCCGCCCGUCGCCGCUUUGGACACGGUCUACGCGAUUAUGGCACUCAUUGAACAUGAGACUAUCCCUAGUGCAGAAGGUUUUCAACAUGCUCUUGCAGCCCUUCAAGUAUCUGGAGAAAAUGAAGCCUUAAAGCAAGGAACGGCAGCAGCUCGGCGAGCAUUGGAAGCCGUAGCCAGACUAGCUAACAGUAUAUUGUCUUCUAGAGGGCUGAUGUUGGCUGGACCUUUCAACUAUUUUAUUGUGCAAGAGGGCAGUCCCGAGGCGGGAUCGCUUCGCGGGCCGCUGUGGCUGCGAGAGGCGGCGCGCUGGGUGUCGCGCGCGGCGCCGGGCGCUCCCCGCGCACUGCUCGCCUCCGCACCGCACGCAGCCGCCAACUGUCUGCUGCUCGGCUUGCCACCGCGCUUCGACCACGAACCGCGCAAUUUAUUUGGUGCGGCGUUCGAACAAGCGGCAACUAAGAGCGGAGCAUCAGUUUCGCUAGAUCACGUGGACUCGUCCAUCAUCACGCUGCCUGUAACUCAACGAGCACAAUUCCUAGACGCCCUCACGGCACUACUCGCUUGACAAUGGCUACCAACUAACUACAUAAAUUUAAAUGAAACAAGUCAUGGUUUUGAACUAAAUACCGCCUAUAUAGCAUUAUAUACAGUUACACCAUUCUACCUAAAACAAAACACAUAUCCCUUAGACCUAACAAAUAUAUUAAUAUUCUAAUCAUACAAACAACUUUUUUAAAGGCUUAAUAUUGGGAUUAGGAUAAUUAAUUUGAAAAGUACAAGGAUAUUACACCAAUUUUUCCCUAAAAUAAUACUCUUAAAUUACUCAUUUAUAUACAGAUAAUGAAAUGUGUUGAAUGAAAAAAAUAUGAAUAUAUAUGAGCAGAUAUUGAGUUGAACUUGUAUGAUUGUUGUAAAACCUUAAUAAUAUAUUGUAAAAUCCCAAUGCCGAGGUUAUAAUAUUACUAUUAUUAAUUAAUGAAAUCUAAUGUCUAUAGUAGAAUUUUUAAGUUUUAGUUAAGUUAGAUAAUCAUAAUUGUAAUCUAAUUUAAUUAUUAAUUGAAUUGACCUUAAG
Vanessa atalanta (red admiral) is the source of this 2233-nucleotide messenger RNA. It is a transcript of the gene Cdc45, whose product is annotated as cell division control protein 45 homolog. NCBI's taxonomy places the organism in Eukaryota, Metazoa, Arthropoda, Insecta, Lepidoptera, Nymphalidae. The coding region runs from base 107 to 1726 and encodes 539 amino acids. Gene Ontology annotation, biological process: double-strand break repair via break-induced replication; mitotic DNA replication preinitiation complex assembly; DNA replication initiation. Gene Ontology annotation, molecular function: chromatin binding; single-stranded DNA binding; DNA replication origin binding. Gene Ontology annotation, cellular component: DNA replication preinitiation complex. The record is from RefSeq and is a predicted model, not a curated record. The transcript is spliced from 10 exons.